Messenger RNA from Orbicella faveolata, 5729 nucleotides. RefSeq lists its product as uncharacterized. Gene Ontology annotation, molecular function: DNA-binding transcription factor activity, RNA polymerase II-specific. Lineage: Eukaryota; Metazoa; Cnidaria; Anthozoa; Scleractinia; Merulinidae. The record is from RefSeq and is a predicted model, not a curated record. Gene Ontology annotation, cellular component: nucleus. Gene Ontology annotation, biological process: regulation of transcription by RNA polymerase II.
UAUAUUUCCCCCACUCCUCCUUACUGAGAAUAUUUUGUCGUGUCAUUCAUAAAGACCGGGAAAAGAUUUCUGGGAAAUGUUUUGUUCAGUUUAUAUUUUAUCAUGGCGUCCGAGUUCUCACGUAUUCAACUUCGACAAAAUGAGGUUCUACUUUUCAAGAAUGGUCAACCAAUUCUUAGAGUUGAACGAGGGACUACAUUGAGUGUCAUCAAAUUGCUUUAUCAAGCUGAUCCCCGAAAUAAAGGCACAGUUAUUGCACUAAGGCCAGAUACAGAUGACCCUUUACCUUGUGUUUUGACACUCGAUCAGUCUCCGCUUGAAGAGGCAAAAUAUGAAAUAAUCACUCAUGAACCUUCAAGAAAUUCAACUCAACCAGCCGCCAGGGAAGCAACAAACAGCACACUAUUUUCUGAUGGAAAAUGUUCAAACUUGACAAGGUUACCCUUUUCAAAAAUGCCAGUUGAUCCGUCUCAAGGGACAUCAUUAGCUGAAGCACAAGUGGCACAACCUGUCAAUCAUGGAACACCUCUCACAGUUAGCAUCUCGCCCGAAGGUAACACUAAAACCUCUGCAAAUCACAGAGAUAACAGCAGCAGUUCACUACUGUUAGCUAGAAGGGAUGAAAGCCAUUUCCCUUCUCGCUCAAGCAUUCUUUCCAUAUCACGUCGCAAGAAGACAGUUCGAAAAUCAGUCAUUCCUCGAAAGAUGUCUCCCAGCUCUAGUCCCGGUCUUGGUCUCAACGGUAAAGUUAUACAUGGAACGCACCUUCAGCAAGGAGAAGUAGGUCUCCCUGCAAGACACUCGGAAACUAUCGGCUCACCAGGCUUAUGUGACAGCACAGAAAACGGAAGCCUGAGGCCCUCUAUGGAAGAUACUGGAGAGGACAUGGAAGUGGUCACCCAACACAGAGAGAACCAUGGCAGUGAUGCUGUGGCAGCAUUUUCAGUAGAGGAUUCAAUAAGUUAUGCUAAUUUUCCCACCCUAGAAAGUUCUUCAACAAAUGGUUCAAGUCCUGCCAUCAGCGAGGGACAUCCAGCUCUUAUAGACAUCCACAGUGACUCAAGGGAGACGAGUGGUGGAGAGAAUGACUCAGAUACGAACUUUGUUAGUUCAGAGAACAGUCCUCCUCAGAACCAUCCAGUUAUGGCCCAAGGCUCACAUAGAAACAAUAGACAAGGUUCAGUUGUGGACAGUGAAGAAACACAGUGUUCUCGUACACAAGCACCAAUAGUAGUCUUACAGAACACAGUUCAGGUCAAAACAGAACCUAAUGAAGUUGUUCCCUUGUCAAACAAUCUCUCACCUGAACAAAAUAGCAAAGAGUACCAUUCACGUUCAGGUGUCAGUUCUGAAAGAGAAGGUAGAGACGAGAUUUCAACUGUGGAGGGAUUUUCACUUGGUCAGCAGAAUGUCAUGCCAACAAGCUUACAGAAAGGCCAUGCCAAUUCACAGGAAAUACAUCCGGGCUCCUCUCAGAUGCCGCGAGUUGUUAAUGUUGUUGGUGCUUCUCAGGAUCAUGAUAACCAAAUGGAAACUUCUCAUCAACUUCACUCUGGUACGCACUACAUGGAUUUGAAGGAGUACAGCUGUGACAUAUGUCACAAGCAGUUUGACUCUGCAAACUCUGUACUACGUCAUAAACGCUCACACACUGGAGAUCGACCCUACAUCUGCAAAAUUUGUGGAUGGGGCUUCAACUUGAGUGGCAACUUAAACCAGCAUUUAGCAAUUCAUCAAAAGGUCAAGCCUUUCAAGUGUGUCUACUGUGGGAAGACUUUUGCACGCUCCAAUGUGCUGAAGGCACAUGUCCGCUGCCACACUGGCGAGCGACCAUUUCAAUGCCAACUUUGUGGCAGUAAAUUUAUCAUUGGUCAUAAUUUAAAGAAGCAUAUGGUGACACGGCAUGGCAUUAAGGAAGAUGAUAAAAUGUUCUCACAAAAUGAUGCCCCCGAUGACAAUGGAAGGUCCCAUGAUGAUAACAUAUUCCCACAAAAUAAUAGCUCUCAUGAAAAUGGCAGGUAUCAACAUAACGAUAAGGAUGAAAAUUUAAGUAUGUCGCAAUCAUGCGGUUUUGCUGCCUAUGUGACAAUAAUUAUUACUAUUUUCCUGCAGGUUCUACUUUUCAAGAAUGGUCAACCAAUUCUUAGAGUUGAACGAGGGACUACAUUGAGUGUCAUCAAAUUGCUUUAUCAAGCUGAUCCCCGAAAUAAAGGCACAGUUAUUGCACUAAGGCCAGAUACAGAUGACCCUUUACCUUGUGUUUUGACACUCGAUCAGUCUCCGCUUGAAGAGGCAAAAUAUGAAAUAAUCACUCAUGAACCUUCAAGAAAUUCAACUCAACCAGCCGCCAGGGAAGCAACAAACAGCACACUAUUUUCUGAUGGAAAAUGUUCAAACUUGACAAGGUUACCCUUUUCAAAAAUGCCAGUUGAUCCGUCUCAAGGGACAUCAUUAGCUGAAGCACAAGUGGCACAACCUGUCAAUCAUGGAACACCUCUCACAGUUAGCAUCUCGCCCGAAGGUAACACUAAAACCUCUGCAAAUCACAGAGAUAACAGCAGCAGUUCACUACUGUUAGCUAGAAGGGAUGAAAGCCAUUUCCCUUCUCGCUCAAGCAUUCUUUCCAUAUCACGUCGCAAGAAGACAGUUCGAAAAUCAGUCAUUCCUCGAAAGAUGUCUCCCAGCUCUAGUCCCGGUCUUGGUCUCAACGGUAAAGUUAUACAUGGAACGCACCUUCAGCAAGGAGAAGUAGGUCUCCCUGCAAGACACUCGGAAACUAUCGGCUCACCAGGCUUAUGUGACAGCACAGAAAACGGAAGCCUGAGGCCCUCUAUGGAAGAUACUGGAGAGGACAUGGAAGUGGUCACCCAACACAGAGAGAACCAUGGCAGUGAUGCUGUGGCAGCAUUUUCAGUAGAGGAUUCAAUAAGUUAUGCUAAUUUUCCCACCCUAGAAAGUUCUUCAACAAAUGGUUCAAGUCCUGCCAUCAGCGAGGGACAUCCAGCUCUUAUAGACAUCCACAGUGACUCAAGGGAGACGAGUGGUGGAGAGAAUGACUCAGAUACGAACUUUGUUAGUUCAGAGAACAGUCCUCCUCAGAACCAUCCAGUUAUGGCCCAAGGCUCACAUAGAAACAAUAGACAAGGUUCAGUUGUGGACAGUGAAGAAACACAGUGUUCUCGUACACAAGCACCAAUAGUAGUCUUACAGAACACAGUUCAGGUCAAAACAGAACCUAAUGAAGUUGUUCCCUUGUCAAACAAUCUCUCACCUGAACAAAAUAGCAAAGAGUACCAUUCACGUUCAGGUGUCAGUUCUGAAAGAGAAGGUAGAGACGAGAUUUCAACUGUGGAGGGAUUUUCACUUGGUCAGCAGAAUGUCAUGCCAACAAGCUUACAGAAAGGCCAUGCCAAUUCACAGGAAAUACAUCCGGGCUCCUCUCAGAUGCCGCGAGUUGUUAAUGUUGUUGGUGCUUCUCAGGAUCAUGAUAACCAAAUGGAAACUUCUCAUCAACUUCACUCUGGUACGCACUACAUGGAUUUGAAGGAGUACAGCUGUGACAUAUGUCACAAGCAGUUUGACUCUGCAAACUCUGUACUACGUCAUAAACGCUCACACACUGGAGAUCGACCCUACAUCUGCAAAAUUUGUGGAUGGGGCUUCAACUUGAGUGGCAACUUAAACCAGCAUUUAGCAAUUCAUCAAAAGGUCAAGCCUUUCAAGUGUGUCUACUGUGGGAAGACUUUUGCACGCUCCAAUGUGCUGAAGGCACAUGUCCGCUGCCACACUGGCGAGCGACCAUUUCAAUGCCAACUUUGUGGCAGUAAAUUUAUCAUUGGUCAUAAUUUAAAGAAGCAUAUGGUGACACGGCAUGGCAUUAAGGAAGAUGAUAAAAUGUUCUCACAAAAUGAUGCCCCCGAUGACAAUGGAAGGUCCCAUGAUGAUAACAUAUUCCCACAAAAUAAUAGCUCUCAUGAAAAUGGCAGGUAUCAACAUAACGAUAAGGAUGAAAAUUUAAGUAUGUCGCAAUCAUAAAUGACUUUUGCUACAUAAUAUAUAACUACUAUAUUUUGCCCAGGCAUGCUUAGCUCAGUAAACAGAACUAUUGACAAAAGAUUUUUAAACAAAAAAUGUGUUGUAAAGGCUCGAGAUUAAUACCCUGCAGGUAGGUACUAGAAACUUAUAUUGUACUGUUUUAGGUUUUGGUUAUGUUUAGUUUCUACUGUGAUCUGCUCAAAAGGUCUCUGGAAAAUUAUGGAGUUGUACUGCUUUACUGAUAAAGCAGAACCAAUUAAGACAAACCUAUUUAGACUGUAAACUUAUUUUAAUCCAGAAUGUUUACUAGAAAGCUGAAAGGCUCCUUAAACUUCCAAAUUUUACAGAUUUAAUACCACUAGGUAAAAUUUCCACAAUAAUUAAGGUAUAAUUUUGCCUUAAUUUACUGUCAAGUUUAUUUUCAGGUCUACAUUAGCUACAUCACAAUAACAGUGAAAUAGAUAUAUUGUGACGGUUUAAUUUGCAUAUUAAGAAAAUUAUUGCAUUUAAGCUGAACUUUCUCUAGUCCUUUAACUUCCAAGACUGAAAUUACAAAUACUUUUAAUGAAAACAUCUUCUGUACCACAUGAAAAUACCACUCAUAAGCCUUCCAGUGAAUAGGCCAUAUUCGUGUCCUCAGUACUGGACUCAACUUGAACUAGUUUGUGAUGGAGGCUUACUCAGGGUAGUAGCAUUUGCAUUUGAAGGGGUACAUGGAAUAAACCCCCAAGCGACUUUUGGAAAAUUUUGAGUUAGUUAAGAUUGAAAUACCUCCCAGGAAUUUUUUAUAGUUUACUCUGGUAUUCAUCAUUGUCUUAAAAGAACUAGUAAGAAGAACUAGUUCUUCUUACUAGUUCAAAGUAAAAUGUGAAAAUUGCUUGAAGGUAAUUCAAUCCUAGCUAACUCAAAAUUUUCCAAAAGUCACUUAGAGCUUUAUUCCACAAACCCUUCCAUCUGAAAAGUUUCCCGGCAUUAGCCUCAGUUGCAAGCUAGUUCCUGUCUAAUGCUGCAAAUACAAAUAUGGCCUAUAAGUCACAGUAGAAUUUCACUUCAAGACCCUAAUGGAGUGAAAGUAUGUCUAAGAUAGGAAGAGGCUCAUUUUGAGCCAUGCUUAGCGAAAUAUUUUUCUGAAGUACUCUGUCAAUAUCAUUCGGUGAAAAAUACAGUUAAUUUAGUAAGGCAUAAAUAAAGGUGUAAUAUAUAUUUUGUCAUAUUUUUAACUACGUGAAGUAAGUUUACUCCUUAUCUGUAUGAUAAUUAUUCUAAUAAAAAUAAUUUUUAAAGAAGUUAAUAAGCAGGACAUUUUCCGUAUUAUUUAGUAUUUAUAUUUGCUCGAAGUUGAGAACAUCAAAUAGUAUUAAAUGUAAAAUUAUUUUAUUUUCAUGCAACAUCAAUUUUUUAACUUAUUUUUAACAAAAGCAAGCAGUAUAAAAGGGCACCUUUCUUGGCAAUAGAACAUGUGUUAUUAAUAUAAGUCAUUAUAUUACAGGAAACAUAAAAAUACGGUAUUUAUCCCAAUAACAAGCAUUAAAUGAUCUUUAUUGACUCAUACUUAGAUUAAUUGCAGGAGAAGUAUUAUAUUGAUUACAGGUUGAUUAGAGAAAAUAAUAAGGAAAGUAAUUGAAGCCCAGCUGAUAAAGUAACUGCAACAUUCUUUCAAGUUAGCUCCUGAUAAUGAUUUAGAGUUAGUUUCA